AUGCGCAUCCACGAGCACACAUCGAUACACAAGGAGGCGAUGCAGCGACAGGCGGAGAUUGCGGAGGCUAUAUCGAAGGGACAGACAAAGAUCGACCGCUUCAUCAACGCGGAUGUUGAGGGACGGCGCGCGGUCCGGCUGAUGAGGUCGGUGCAGUUUAUGUGCCAGGAGGACGCGCCCAUCAGCAUGUUCCCGAAGCUGAUGCGGCAUCUCACCGAGCAGGACACCCCCGACAUCCCAAAGCAAUCCUACAGGGUGUACCUCACGAGAUCUCGCUAUGGUGGACAGCGUCGUGCGGACGCUGGCGGAACGCCUGGGCAGCUCAAGCCACUGGAGCCAGAGGUCGAUGUCACAGAGGUGGCAAAGACCGUCGAGUCGAUCACCGGCGACCUCGAGCACAGGUACCUCGACACCAACGCCUCGUUCGGUGGAAGCGGCAACAGGUGGUUGCCGAAGUUUCUGACGCUGUACGGGAAGAAGUCGGGGCAGACGGUGAAAGUGCGUGGCACGCGCUGGCAGUUCUGCCAGUAUCAACGUAACGCGCAGCUGGUGGAGCUGAUGCAGAUCUCUCUGCUGCAGUACGACAUGGACUGGCCUAGGGUGCUGGACACCUGGAAGAGCCUCAAGAAGAGGCGCCCGGCGCAGAGCGUGAUUUUCUCAGCUGAUGAUUGGAAGCGCAAGGGGAAGGAACCGGAGGAGGGAGAAGAGGGACCCACCGAGCCGGCUCUCGAGGAGGAGUUCGUGGAGUCCGACGACGAGGGUGACGAGCGGGAGAUGGAUCAGGAGAUUGAGCAGUCGCCACCCCGAGAUUACUCAGACGAAGAAGAAGACAACCCUUUCCUUUCCGAUGGCGAGGAGGAGGGGGAAGAGACUUACCACAUAGAUAAGACGCUACACUAG
Closterium sp. Naga37s-1 is the source of this 900-nucleotide messenger RNA. The record is from the annotation of a GenBank genome assembly. Lineage: Eukaryota; Viridiplantae; Streptophyta; Zygnematophyceae; Desmidiales; Closteriaceae.